Diaporthe amygdali is the source of this 1212-nucleotide messenger RNA. Its product is annotated as brca1 c terminus domain-containing protein. The coding region runs from base 1 to 1212 and encodes 403 amino acids. The record is from RefSeq and is a predicted model, not a curated record. Gene Ontology annotation, biological process: Golgi to plasma membrane transport; conjugation with cellular fusion. Gene Ontology annotation, cellular component: exomer complex; trans-Golgi network. The transcript is spliced from 2 exons. Lineage: Eukaryota; Fungi; Ascomycota; Sordariomycetes; Diaporthales; Diaporthaceae. Gene Ontology annotation, molecular function: protein dimerization activity.
AUGCUUGUCUCCCUGACUGUCGGCAAGGUCGACGCCGGCGUCACUGUCCUCCUGACCCCAGAUAAACGACUCAUCGAGUUCCCAUCCAUCCUCCUUCCACCAGACAUCUCUUCUGGCUCCAUCGUCGACAUCACCGUCGCGCGCAAUCUAUCCUCCGAAUCCUCAGCCGAGCAGCGCUUCCAGGCGCUCCAGGACCAGAUCUACGGCUCCUUUGGUUCUGCCUCGCCCUCCAGCCCGAUACUUCGCUGCCGCAACGCAACUCAGACCUCAGUCGUGCUAGAAUGGGACCCCAUCCAGCUCGCGACCGCGGAUCUCAUCAGCCUCGUGCUGUACCGCAACGGCCAGAAGGCCGGCAACAUCCCCCGCCCACUACAGAUGCACACGACCAAGAUCUCGGGCCUGGCCGUGGACACGAAAUACACCUUCCACAUGGUGCUGAGGACAACGGCUGGCACGUACAGCAGUGAGAAGGUUGAGGUUCAGACACACAAGAUGACGGAUCUCAGCGGCAUUACCAUUACGACCGGGAUCCUACCGCAGUCCAUGCGCGAGGAGCUGGCAGAAGCCGUGGAGAGAAUUGGCGCCAAGAUCGUGGACAGCGUGAGGAUAGACACGACACACUUUGUCACCACCGAGGGCCGGGGCAUCCAAUGGGAGAAGGCUGUGGAAAUGAACAUUCCUGUGGUGCGGCCGGAGUGGGUGGAGGCUUGUGAGAAGAACGGCAGGAUCCUGGGUGUCACUAAGUUCUAUCUGGAUGCACUGAGGCCGGGCCCACCAAGUGAGGACCGGCCUGGGACGGCUGGGACAAUCACUCAGCACCAGCAACAGCAACAACCUCCUCCAGCGGCCCCAGCUGCCGCUCCAGCUCCAGUGCAGACGGAGAAAGAGUUGCCAGCCGCACCUUCGCCAGAGAAUGGAGGGGAGAGCAGGGAGAACGAGAAAGAGGACCCCGCCGAAGCGAACGGGGCCCAGGAUAAGGAGGCCGCCGUUGAAGGCGGAGGUCAUGAGACCGAUGAAGAGGACAAUGAGCCGGAGGAAAAGACCAAAGCGGCAGAGCAGGGCGAGCAGAAGGUCAGAUUCGAGGACAAGGAGCAGAACCUGACGUUGCGUCCAGAGGCAUCAAAGUCUGUAACCGUGGAAGACGCCGACGACAAAGACGCAGGGGCACAAACCCCAGCAAGUCGCGCAUCGUUCCAAGAUGUCCAGUUAUAA